CUGCGGUACCGCCCCUGUCCGCACCCACUGCUCCUGCGCGGUGCUUUCUGCGGUACCGCCCCUGCCCGCACCCACUGCUCCUGCGCGCUGCAUCUCCCUCCAUCCCCCCCCGCGCUCCUUCCGCAUCAGCUGAGCCCCGCGCAGUCGCGGAGCGGGCGGUUCGGUGGCGGCCCGGUGGCAGCCCGGUGGUUCCCCGCCGUCAGUUCUUCAGAGCGCUGGAAAAUGUCGGGUUUUCUGGAGAGCUUGCGGUGCUCGGAGUGCGUUGACUGGGGGGAGAAACGGAACACGAUCGCUUCUGUUGCUGCAGGAGUGUUGUUUUUUACAGGUUGGUGGAUAAUCAUAGAUGCAGCUGUAAAAUACCCUAACAUGGAAGACUUCAACCAUUCAUACCAUGCUUGUGGGGUUAUAGCCACUAUUGCAUUCCUAAUGAUCAAUGCAGUGUCCAAUGGGCAAGUGCGGGGUGACAGUUACAGUGAAGGCUGCCUGGGACAGACAGGUGCUCGGAUCUGGCUGUUCAUUGGGUUUAUGAUGGCAUUUGGAUCUCUGAUUGCUUCCAUGUGGAUCCUUUUUGGAGGCUAUGUUGUUAAAGAAAAAUCAGUAGUAUAUCCAGGAAUUGCUGUUUUUUUCCAGAAUGCUUUCAUCUUUUUUGGAGGACUGGUCUUCAAAUUUGGUCGCACAGAAGAUCUGUGGCAGUGAACAGACCUGGGGAAGUGUCCUGGCUGUGCUGGUUGGUUUUAGCUGCACACUCCUAGAAUUUUAUAAAACCAUUUUGUAAGCAGUGACCUUCAAUUGUGUCUAAAGACAGGACAAGGAAAACCUAAAUCAUAGCACUAAAACCUCUGGUCCUAUUCUGUUUAGUUUUUUUACUCUUGUAUGUGGAUUUAAAGGUUGUUAUGUUUUUGACCAAAGUAAAAUUGCUGCAGGUACCCUGGGCAGUCACCUUUCUGAUACAGUGUUUGUUUCAAGUAAACAGUAUAGUGGAAAAUCGAUGUAUUUAACCAGCUGUUUCUAUCAUGUUAUUUACAAUCCAAGACUUACUAAAAAUGCUUUUAAACCAACUUUUUGAUGUAUAUUUAUUAAAUAUUUCCUAUAUCUGGACAAUAUAACCAUUUCUUCAAUUUCAAAA
This is a messenger RNA of Calypte anna (Anna's hummingbird), 1126 nucleotides long. It is a transcript of the gene TMEM50A, whose product is annotated as transmembrane protein 50A. Gene Ontology annotation, biological process: late endosome to vacuole transport via multivesicular body sorting pathway; protein targeting to vacuole. The transcript is spliced from 7 exons. Lineage: Eukaryota; Metazoa; Chordata; Aves; Apodiformes; Trochilidae. The record is from RefSeq and is a predicted model, not a curated record. Bases 223 to 696 code for a protein of 157 amino acids.